CCCCAUAAUCCGUCUCCUGUGAGCGCCAGCAUAUAAAAGACAGAGGCACAUUCUAAACCGCACACACUCUGAGUGAGGAUCGGCGCAGGCGUUGCACACAGACAGUAAUCAUGUCCAGUGGAGAUUCCAAGGCCAAGGCUUCUUCCCAGACUGAUGGGAAAGCUGCUCAGGGCAAGAAGUCUGAGAUGGGAAUGAUGUCCUACAGGAUGUAUGUGUUCGAUCAGGAGAAUUUCCAGGGCCGCAUGAUUGAGAUCAACAACGAGUGCAUGAAUGUGUGUGAGAUGGGCAUGGACCGCGUGCGCUCCCUGCGUAUUGAGUGUGGACCCUUCGUGGGAUUCGAGCAGAUGAACUUCUGUGGUGAGAUGUACAUCCUGGAGAAGGGAGAGUACCCCCGCUGGGACUCCUGGAGCAACUGCCAGAGGAACGACUACCUCCUGUCCUUCAGGCCUGUCAGAAUGGACCCUGAGAAGCACAAGAUCUGCUUGUACGAGGUGGGAGAGUUCAAGGGCCGCAAGAUGGAGAUCAUGGACGAUGACGUUCCCAGUCUUUUCUCCUACGGCUUCACUGACAGAGUUGGCAGCAUCAUGGUCAGCUGCGGAACCUGGGUGGGAUACCAGUUCCCUGGAUAUCGUGGCAGCCAGUACCUGCUGGAGAAGGGUGACUACAGGCACUUCAACGAGUAUGGCGCUCGCCAUCCUCAGUUCCAGUCUGUGAGACGUAUUCGUGACAUGCAGUGGCACCCACAUGGCUGCUACACCAUGGCCAGCAAGUGAGGCUCAGGGAAGGAGAGAAAGAGAAAGAGCGGAAGUGAGGGAGAGGGGCGGAGGAAGAAGGAAAGGGGAAGAGAUGUCUGAGGCUUUUACCUUGUAGAAGAUCUGCGAUCUAACACAGGGUGAAGAUGCGCUUCUGCCCCUGAUUGGAGACAACACCUCCAUGGAAAGACCUGCUGGACCUCAAAAAAACCACCAGACCACCAUCGAUCCCUCUCUGUCUCUACUUUUCUCUUUCUCCCCUGUGGGUUGAGCUUUUACCCCUUUUCUCCUGUUUUUUUUUAGUCCCUCACUUCAUUCUCCUCCACAGUCCUCCAAGACACAGAAGAGGGAACACAACACCUCUGUUUUACACUCAUGAUUUUCGGCUCAGGGUUUGAUACACCAUGGGAAACCAUGGACCAUGGACUCCUCCUACCUGCCCUCGUGCACGCCCGCUCUACUGUACAGACUCCUGGCCAAGUUUUCAAUAAAAAGGAAAAUCUGGAUUUUAAAGAUA
This is a messenger RNA of Oryzias latipes (Japanese medaka), 1269 nucleotides long. RefSeq names its product crystallin, beta B1, like 1 (gene crybb1l1). Gene Ontology annotation, molecular function: structural constituent of eye lens. Gene Ontology annotation, biological process: visual perception; lens development in camera-type eye. The record is from RefSeq and is a predicted model, not a curated record. Lineage: Eukaryota; Metazoa; Chordata; Actinopteri; Beloniformes; Adrianichthyidae.